CUGAAGCUGUCGACGUGCGACAUGUUUCAAGGCUCCGAGUAUGAUAUUGUCAUCCUCUCCUUGGUGCGGGCCGCGAAUGGGGGUGACAUUGGCUUCCUUCGUGAGGCCCAGCGGGUCAACCUGGCUUUUUCUCGCGCCAGGCUCGGCCUCUAUGUCUUCGGGGAUCUGCGAGUGGUUGAUCGCGCGUCUUGCGUGUGGUUGAUUGCCCUAAACAAGGACAGCGUGUGGUCCUACAACCAACCCGUCUCAAACGCGAAUCAAGGCACCCGCACCGUCUCCCACGCCGAUCGCUUUCUCAGGAUGGAACCCAAAACCGUGGAAAACAGUCUGAAAGAUCAAGGCACCCGCUCCGCCAACACCACCCGCACUCAACCC
Messenger RNA from Fimicolochytrium jonesii, 375 nucleotides. RefSeq lists its product as uncharacterized. Gene Ontology annotation, cellular component: nuclear RNA-directed RNA polymerase complex. NCBI's taxonomy places the organism in Eukaryota, Fungi, Chytridiomycota, Chytridiomycetes, Spizellomycetales, Powellomycetaceae. The transcript is spliced from 2 exons. The annotation marks the transcript as partial. Gene Ontology annotation, biological process: regulatory ncRNA-mediated heterochromatin formation. The record is from RefSeq and is a predicted model, not a curated record.